AUGGUUCAGCUCAAAUAUCUUGACAUUGAGGACUGUAAGGUAAUGGAAGAGGUACUAUUCAUAGAAGACUUAGGAGAAGAAGAAAUAAUUCCAAAGGUGUUGUUCCCUCGACUGGAACACCUGGUUCUAAAAGAUCUUCCAGUCCUCAAAAGAUUCUGCGUAGGAAGCAAUAUCAAAUUUCCAUCACUGCAGGUUAUGGUGAUAGAACAAUGCACUAAAUUGGAGUCAUUCAUAUUCAAACCUGUUAGUUCAGGCAUGACAGUGAGCAAAGAACUUAAGAAAGUGAAUUCAGAGGAGAUCUCUCAUACUGCCAUGCAACCUCUCUUCAAUGAAGAGGUUGCAUUCCCUAGUUUGGAAACAUUGAAAGUCAUGCACAUGGAGAACUUGAAAAUCAUAUGGCACGAUCAAUUUGCUGAAAAUUCCUUUUUCAAGCUUCAAUCUCUAUUUGUUCAAUACUGUGAAAAUCUUGUGAACAUCUUUGAAUCUAAUAUGCUGACUAGAUUCCAAAGUCUAGAGACUUUAGAAGUAUCUUAUUGUGGUUCACUACAAGAAGUGUUUGAACUUCAAAGGCACGAUGUUAGAGAAUCACAUAUUGUGACAGCCAUUCCGUUAAAAACAUUGAUAUUGAAGAGUCUACCUAAAAUGAAGCAUGUAUGGAAUGAGGACCCCCAAGGAAUUUUCAGCUUUCAAAAUCUACAAGUAAUAAGAGUUUGUGAAUGUGAGAGUUUGAACAGUUUGUUCCCAGCAUCUUUGGCUAGAUUUCUCAUGCAAUUAGAGGAUCUUCGGAUAGUCGAUUGUGGAGUGGAGGAAAUUGUUUCACGGGAAGAAAUUGCAGAAGCAGCAGCAAGAUUUGUUUUCCCUAAAGUAACUAUCCUAGUACUUCGUAAAUUGCCAAAGCUCAAGUGGUUUUGCCGAGGGGUGUAUACUUCAGAAUGGCCAUUGUUGAAAGACUUGGAGGUGUCUGAAUGUGAUCAAAUUGAGAUAUUUGCUUCAAAAAUUUUGAACUUCCAAGAAACAGUUGAACGGAGCCAACUAGAGACCUCCAUUCAACUACACCUUUUCUUGGUUGAAGAGGUUGCAUUCCCUAGUUUGGAAACAUUGCGUUUGGAUCAGUGUGUGUUGGAAGACAAAGCUAUGAUUGGAGAGCUGAGAAAUUUAAAAAUUCUUAGCCUUGUUCACUCCAAUGUUGAACAGUUGCCAACAGAAACAGGGUUUUUGACUCGUUUACGGAUUUUGAAUUUAAGCAAUUGUACCAAACUUAAAGUGAUUCCACCAAAUGUCCUAUCAUGUUUGAUACAAUUAGAAGAGCUAUAUGUCGGCAAUAGCUUCACUCAGUGGGACGUUGAAGAACUCAACAAUGAAAGAGCUAGCCUUGCAGAGCUAAAGCAUUUGUCACGGUUGACUACUUUAGAAGUGCACAUUCCAGAUGCCAACAUGUUGCCAAAAGAUCUGUUAUUCGAGAAGUUGCAAAGAUACAAAAUAUUCGUAGGAGAUGUGUGGGAUUGGACUGAUAAACAUGAAAACUCAAGAGCACUAAAACUCAAGUUGAGUACAAGCUUUCAUUUGGAGAGGGGGAUUAAAAUGUUGUUGAAUGGUAUUGAAAAUCUGUGGUUGGAUGAGUUAAAGGGUGUUAAGAGCGUCAUCUAUGAAUUAGAUAUGACAGGCUUCCAACAACUGAAGCAUCUACAUGUCCAAAACAAUGUCGAGAUCAAGUACAUCAUCAAUUCGACUGGGAUGGUUAUCUCUGAUGUUGUCUUUCCUGUCUUGGAGAAACUCUCUCUCAAAAACAUGAUCAACUUGGAAGAAAUAUGUCACGGCCAGAUUCCCUUGGCAUCCUUUCGUAACUUAAGCAUUAUGAAAGUGAAACAUUGUGAGAAACUAAAAUUUAUCUUCCCGUCAACCAUAGCCAAGGGCCUUCCACAACUUCUAAAAUUGGUGAUACAAGAAUGUAGCAUAAUGGGUGCAAUAAUCAUAAAAGAAGAGGGCGAAAUAGAAGACAGAGAUAUGAUCUUGUUCCCUCAAUUGCGUCACUUAGAACUCCAUCAGCUUCCAAAACUCGUGAGUUUUUUAAACACACAAAAGUCAGUCAUAAAUGAUGCUGGAGAAAUCAUUCCCGAAUGCGAGCUGGAUUUUCACAUGCCAAUCCUACAGGAACAGGUUGUAUUCCCCAAGUUGGAAUCAUUGAAACUGUCCUCUAUACACUCCGAAGAGAUACCGCACAACCAACAUCAUGCAAGCUCCGCUUUCAAAUUAGCAAACAUACAAACAGACUCAAGAUUUCAAAAUUUGUGUUACUUGACCGUGAAAGGCUCUGGCAAUUUAAAAUACCUGCUGUCUUCCUCUACAGCGAGAUUUAUGGUUCAGCUCAAAUAUCUUUACAUUGAGGACUGUAAGGAAAUGGAAGAGAUACUACUCACAGAAGACUCAGGAGAAGAAGAAAUCAUUCCAAAGGUGCUGUUCCCUCAACUGAAAGACCUGUUUCUAAAAGAUCUUCCCGUCCUCAAAAGAUUUUGCAUGGGAAGCAAUAUCAGAUUUCCAUCCUUGACGGGUAUGACGAUAGAACAAUGCCCUAAAUUGGAGUCAUUCAUAUUCAAACCUGUUAGUUCAGAGGAGAUGAAUUCAGAGGAGAUCUCCCGUACUACCAUGCAACCUCUCUUCAAUGAAAAGGUUGCAUUCCCUAGUUUGGAAACAUUGAAAAUCAAGCACAUGGAGAACUUGAAAAUCAUAUGGCACGAUCAAUUAGUUGAAAAUUCCUUUUUCAAGCUUCAAUCUCUACUUGUUGAAUACUGUGAAAAUCUUGUGAACAUCAUUGAAUCUAAUAUGCUGACAAGAUUCCAAAGUCUAGAGACUUUACAAGUAUAUAAUUGUGGUUCACUACAAGAAGUGUUUGAAAUUCAAGGGCACGAUUAUAGAGACACACAUGCCGUGACAGUCAUUCCUUUGAAAAGAUUUUAUUUGCGUCAUCUACCGAAGAUGAAGCAGAUAUGGAAUAAGGACCCUCAUGGAAUUUUCAACUUUCCAAACCUACAAGUAGUAAGUGCUUGGGAAUGUGAGAGUUUGCAAAGUUUGUUCCCAGCAUCUGUGGCUAGAUGUCUCAUGCAAUUGGAGGAUCUUCGGAUAGCCGAUUGUGGAGUGGAGGAAAUUGUUUCACAGGAAGAAAUCGCAGAAGCAGCAGCAAGAUUUGUUUUCCCUAAAGUAACUCUCCUAAUACUUCAUAAAUUGCCAAAGCUCAAGUGGUUUUACCGAGGGGUGCAUACUUCAGAAUGGCCAUUGCUGAAAAAAUUGGAUGUGUAUGGAUGUGAUCAAAUUGAGAUAUUUACUUCAAAAAAAUUUAGAAAUGAAGAACCAGAUGAACAGAGUCUAUCAGAGACAUCCAUUCAACAACGACUUUUCUUGGUUGAAGAGGUUGCAUUCCCCAAUUUGGAGACAUUGAUAAUCUCCUAUAUGCCUAACCUGAAAAUUAUAUGGCAUGACAAAUUUGCCCCUGGCUCUUUUACAAAGCUUCAGUCCAUGAAGGUUCAAUUCUGUGAAAAUCUUAUGAAAAUCUUCCAAGUUAAUAUGCUGUCAAGAUUCCAGAGCUUGGAGUCCCUUGUAGUAGCAGAUUGUGGUUCGGUACAAGAAAUAUUUGAACUACAAGGGCAAGAAGUUACAGAAACACGAGCAAUAAUAGUGACUCAAUUGAAAAAAUUAUUUAUGCAUCGUCUACCGAAGUUGAAGUGUGUAUGGAAUAAGGACCCCAAAGGGACGUUCUCCUUUCCAAAUCUACAAAAAAUAAGUGUUUGGGAAUGUGAGAGUUUGAAAAGUUUGUUUCCAACCUCAUUGGCUAGAUGUCUCAAGCAACUGGAAGAUCUUCAAAUAGCUGAAUGUGGGAUUGAGGAAAUUAUCGAACAAGAAGAAGGUGCAAAAGAAGAUGCCAGGUUCAUGUUCCCUAAAUUGACUCUCUUGAUGCUUCGACAAUUGCCAAAACUCAAGUGGUUUUACCGAGGGGUGCAUACUUCAGAAUGGCCGUUAUUGAAAACCUUGGAGGUGUCUGGAUCAAAUGAAAUUCAAAUAUUUGCUUCAAAAGAAUUUAGAAUCGAAGAACCAGAUGAACAAAGUCAACUAGAGACAUCCAUUCAACAACCACUUUUCUUGGUUGAAGAGGUUGCAUUCCCUAGUUUGGAAACAUUAACAGUCAUGCACAUGGAGAACUUGAAAAUCAUAUGGCACGAUCAAUUAGCUGAAGAUUCCUUUUUCAAGCUUCAAUCUCUAUCUGUUGAAUAUUGUGAAAAUCUUGUGAACAUCUUUGAAUCUAAUAUGCUAACAAGAUUCCAAAGUCUAGAGAGACUUGAAGUAUCUUAUUGUGGUUCACUGCAAGAAGUUUUUGAACUUCAGAGGCACGAUGUUAUAGAAUCUCAUGCUGUGACAGCCAUUCCGUUAAAAAGAUUGAUGUUGCAUAGUUUACCGAAAAUGAAGCGAGUAUGGAAUAAGGACCCCCAAGGAAUUUUUAGCUUUCAAAAUCUACAAGAAAUAAGUGUUUUGGAAUGUGAGAGUCUGCAAAGUUUGUUCCCAGCAUCUGUGGCUAGAUUUCUCAUGCAAUUGGAGGAUCUUCAGAUAGACGAUUGUGGAGUGGAGGAAAUUGUUUCACGUGAAGAAAUUGCAAAAGCAGCAACAAGAUUUGUUUUCCCAAAAGUAACUCUCCUAGUACUUAGUAAAUUGCCAGAGCUCAAGUGGUUUUGCCGAGGGGUGCAUACUUCAGAAUGGCCAUUGCUGAAAGAAUUGGAGGUGUCUGAAUGUGAUCAAAUUGAGAUAUUUGCUUCAAAAAUUUUGAACUUUCAAGAAACAGAUGAAGAAAGCCAACUAGAGACCUCCAUUCAACAACCUCUUUUCUUGGUUGAAGAGGUAAGAGGCUAA
Molecule: messenger RNA, 4893 nt
Organism: Quercus lobata
Lineage: Eukaryota; Viridiplantae; Streptophyta; Magnoliopsida; Fagales; Fagaceae
Exons: 7
Coding region: 1-4893 (1630 amino acids)
Source: RefSeq, a predicted model, not a curated record